UUGUAUUCGGACACCAUUUAAAUAUACGGUGUUAGAUGUGAUCUUUUUGCCAAAAUAUGGUGAACGAAUUACCACAAUCCAUCACAAAACAAAAUGAGUUUGGUAACAUGGAUGAGUAUAUAUGUCAAAACACAGCAAGAGAAAAAAGAAAGAAAGAGGAGAACCACAAACUUUUAGAUGAAGUUUCAAGUUAAAAUAAAAAGGAUGAAAAAAGUUUUUGAUUACACUAAUUUGUUGUUAUUCGACCUGUUUUUAGUGCUCCACAUGGACUUUGGACAGCCCUUUGCUUUUUUCCUUCUUAUUCUGUCUACCUAAAAUACUUUUCCCUACAUUUAAUGUUCUUAGUUUCUCUCCCUUUGCUUCAAAGAAAAUAGGAGAUCUCAAAUCCCAAUAAUUUGCAAAGAAUCACCACUCUCUUUUGCCAACCACUUAGGCAUAACAUGAAGGUAAUAUUUCUUGCAACGUUCCUACUCAUCAUUUCAGGUGCUCGAGCCAUAUCAAAUAAAGAUGAAGGUUUUGAUGUGAAGUUCACUUCAGAAAACAGAAGCACUAUCCAAAGCAAUGAACAACCACACAAUCUUCUUGGAAACUUGUACAGAAAUGGUAACAUAGAAGCCUCGACAAGGCUUGUAGAAAGUAAUAAUGAACACAAACAUGAACUAUCUGUUACUAAAAGAAAGGGAGGAGGAGGAGGAAGGGGAGGGGGAGGAGGAAGGGGAGGAGGAGGAAGCAGGGGAAGAUUCUUCGGAGGUAGGGCAGGUGGUGCUGUGGCCGCUGGAGUUGCCGGAGCUGGAGUUGCCGGCAGUGAAAGCGCCAAUCAUGGGAAUCAUCACUCUAAAAGUUCUGCAACAUCAUUAAUGGAAGGGCCUUGUUUUUGUGUCUCAACACUUAUUUUAUGUGUGAGCUUUUUGCUUUAAUCACAUUGUUUCACUUCCACUGGUGAAGUUAUAUAGCUUUUUUUUAGGCCUAUAUGAAUCAUUUCUUCACUACUAUUACUACUACAACUCCAAAUGUAUAUUUUGGCCACAAUGAAGAACAUGUUUGUUUGCUUGUUGAUUA
Lathyrus oleraceus (garden pea) is the source of this 1059-nucleotide messenger RNA. RefSeq lists its product as uncharacterized. Lineage: Eukaryota; Viridiplantae; Streptophyta; Magnoliopsida; Fabales; Fabaceae. Bases 441 to 917 code for a protein of 158 amino acids. The record is from RefSeq and is a predicted model, not a curated record. The transcript is spliced from 2 exons.